AUGAGGUUUAAUGGAUAUCUAAAAUUACGAAUUGGAGAGGCGGUGGAUCUGAAACCGACGACCACCUCUCUCCGUCAUUCUGUGAUGUUCAACAAAGGGAAUCAAUCGUUGGACCCCUAUAUUGUGGUGAAAGUGGACGAGUACAAAGUUGGACAAACGCACACAAAACAGAAGACCAACAUGCCGACUUACAACGAGGAGUUUAGUCUCAAUGUGAAUAAUGGAAAACACAUCGAGUUGGCAGUCUUCCACGAUGCUCCAAUUGGUUAUGAUGACUUUGUAGCUAACUGCACGAUCCAAUUUGACGACCUCAUGAAGAAGACAAACACAGAGGAGACCUUCGAAGGAUGGGUUGACCUGGAACCUGAGGGCAAAGUGUACAUCCUCAUCACUCUCACAGGCUCCUUUACUGACGAAGAUGCAACGGGAAAUGAACGUUCAUACAAAGAGUUCACACGGAAGAGGCAGCAAGCGGUCAGACGCCGCAUCCAUCAGGUCAAUGGUCACAAGUUCAUGUCAACAUUCCUUAAGCAGCCCACAUUCUGUUUUCACUGCAAAGAGUUCAUAUGGGGUGUGUUUGGGAAACAGGGAUACCAGUGUCAAGUAUGUACUUGUGUUGUUCACAAACGCUGUCAUCAGUUAGUGGUUACAGUCUGUCCGCGCAUGAAAAAACCUGCCAAAGAACAGACAACCAAUCAGGGUUUCAGUAUAAACGUUCCCCACAUGUUCAGCGUUCACAAUUACAAGGUUCCUACUUUCUGCGACCACUGUGGCUCAUUGCUUUGGGGACUUGUUCGACAGGGACUUCAAUGCAAAGUAUGUAAGAUGAACGUGCAUAUUCGCUGUAAAGGAAAUGUUGCACCCAAUUGUGGAGUCAACAAUGUGGAGCUGGCCAACAAACUGGCAGAGAUGGGCCUUCAACCAGGAGGACUGUCCAAACGCAACUCAGUGUGCCAGGGGACUUCAGCUGAUCCACACGGCCGGGCACCCAGUGUGAGGAAGAAUUGUGGGGAGACAGACAAACAGAGCAGAACCCUGGGCAUUACAGACUUCACCUUCCUCCAGGUGCUGGGCAAGGGAAGCUUUGGCAAGGUGAUGCUGGCCAAGCUGAAUAAAAGUGAGCGAGUGUUUGCAGUGAAAGUGCUGAAAAAGGACAUCAUUCUACAGGACGAUGAUGUGGAGUGCACCAUGACCGAAAAACAAGUGUUAUCCCUUGCCCGCUCUCAUCCUUACCUCACACAACUUUUCUGCUGCUUUCAGACACCGGAUCGACUGUUUUUUGUAAUGGAGUUUGUGAAUGGGGGUGAUCUCAUGUUUCAUAUUCAGAAGUCCAGGAAGUUUGAGGAAAACAGAGCUCGAUUCUACACGGCUGAGAUUACCUCAGCGCUGAUGUUUCUGCACAGUAAAGGCAUUCUGUACAGGGACCUGAAGCUGGACAAUGUGUUGCUGGAUAAGGAUGGUCACUGUAAACUUGCAGACUUUGGCAUGUGUAAAGAGGGCAUGUUUGAAGGGGUUGCCACGGGGACCUUUUGUGGAACCCCAGAUUAUAUUGCUCCUGAGAUUCUUCAGGAGAUGCUGUACGGGCCGUCGGUUGAUUGGUGGGCGCUGGGUGUGCUCCUGUACGAGAUGCUCUCCGGCCACGCCCCUUUCGAGGCCGAGAAUGAAGACGACCUGUUUGAGUCCAUCCUGAACGAGGAGAUUGUCUACGCGUCCUGGCUCAGCGCUGACUCUGUGGAUAUUCUCAAAGGGUUCCUGACAAAGAACCCAUCUCGUCGCCUGGGCUGCGUGGCCUCGGAGGGAGGAGAGAACGCCGUUAUCAGUCAUCCCUUCUUUCAUAGCAUUGACUGGGACAAACUGAACCGGAGAGAGCUGGAACCGCCUUUUAAACCCAGAAUCAAAACUCCGGAGGACGUCAACAACUUUGACCCAGAUUUUACGCAGGAGGAGCCCACACUCACCCCCAUCGAUGACCCGCUUAUUCCAUCUGUCAAUCAAGACGAGUUCCGAAAUUUCUCCUUCACUUCUCCCGAACUCCUGGAGGCUGAGAGUAGUGCCUCAUCAGAAGGCAGUCCCUAGAAGAACAAAAUGGAGAACAGAACAGUCAU
Chanos chanos (milkfish) is the source of this 2105-nucleotide messenger RNA. RefSeq names its product protein kinase C, eta, a (gene prkcha). Gene Ontology annotation, biological process: protein phosphorylation. The transcript has 14 exons. NCBI's taxonomy places the organism in Eukaryota, Metazoa, Chordata, Actinopteri, Gonorynchiformes, Chanidae. The coding region runs from base 1 to 2076 and encodes 691 amino acids. Gene Ontology annotation, molecular function: ATP binding; diacylglycerol-dependent serine/threonine kinase activity. The record is from RefSeq and is a predicted model, not a curated record.